Molecule: messenger RNA, 1185 nt
Organism: Strongyloides ratti
Lineage: Eukaryota; Metazoa; Nematoda; Chromadorea; Rhabditida; Strongyloididae
Product: Glycosyltransferase 2-like domain-containing protein
Exons: 4
Coding region: 1-1185 (394 amino acids)
Biological process (GO): regulation of Notch signaling pathway
Cellular component (GO): Golgi apparatus
Molecular function (GO): Notch binding
Source: RefSeq, a predicted model, not a curated record
AUGUUAAUGAAAUCCUUUAGUUUUUUAACAUUAUUUUUUCUAUCUUUAACAUUGGCUGAAAAUAAUAAUGAAAUAAAAGAUAGUAACAAUAAGGAAGAAAAACAAAAAUGGGGAUAUAUAAAUUUUGGUUUUAACACUUAUGUUAGUGAUAAAAUAGGCCCAAAAAGAGAUAUAAUGAAACAAGCACAUCCUUUAUGUGAUAAGCUUGAAUAUGCAAUAACUUUAAAAGCAUCAAUUGUCAUAGUUUAUCAUAAUGAAGCUCUCAGUGUGCUAAUUAGAAUGUUAAAUGGAAUUUUAAAUAAAACACCAAAAGAAUUACUAAAAGAAAUUAUUUUAUUUGAUGACUAUACAAAUAGUGAGCUAAUAAUUGAUGAAUAUUUGAAAGAAUAUGCAUCUAUAGAAGGAUGGAAUAUGGAUAUUUUUAAAUUUUAUAGAUCAUCACAAAGAGAAGGUUUAAUAAGGGCUAAAGUUUUAGCCUCAAGGCAUGCAGAAGGAGAUGUCUUAGUAUUUUUAGACUCACAUUGUGAACCUAAUGAUAGAUGGUUAGAACCUUUACUUCAUGAAAUACAAAAAAAUCCAAAAAUUAUAGCUUUACCAAUAGUAGAUUUAAUUAAUCCCAAUAAAUUUGAUUAUACAAAAGCUAUGUUUGCAAAAAGUGGCUUUGAUUGGAGUUUAUAUUUUAGAUGGGAAUACAUUCCAUGGGAUUACUUUGAUAAAGAAGAAAAUCAUAUUAUUCCAGUAGACUCUCCCGGGAUGCCAGGAGGGUUAUUAGCUGUUGAUAGAAAAUUCUUUAAAGAACAAGGAGAAUACGAUAUGGGAAUGGAGAUAUGGGGGGCAGAGAAUGUUGAAAUGAGUAUUAGAGCAUGGUUGUGUGGAGAUGGUGUUAAAUUAGUCCCUUGUAGUAGAGUAGGCCACGUUUUUAGACAUCGAAGACCAUACAAAUCUAAACCUGAACUUACUGACAGCAAUCUUUAUAAUAGCCUUCGAACUGUUAAAGUAUGGUUUGAUGAGUACCAGGAACAAUUUUACCUUGCAAGACCCAAAGCAAAAGAUAUGGAAAUUUCAAGUAUUCAAGAGAGAAUAGAACUAAGAAAGAGAUUAAAUUGUAAACCUUUUAAAUGGUAUUUAGAAAACAUAUAUCCUAAGCUAUUAUCUGAAAUAAAAUUAACAAAAAUGGAACUAUGA